CCGUAAACAUAAUUCUUCUCGCACAACACAGUACCUCAUCAGAAUGCCGAAAAAUGCCGAUGCCGAAAAGAAUAAUCCCUGUUUGAAGGAACAAGAAUUAUCGUACAAAUGCCUAAGCAAGAACAAUUUCGACCACGGCAAGUGUGAGCUGUAUUAUGCAAACUACAACAAUUGCAAAGAGUUUUGGAACAAGGUGCGUGCGGAUCGGCGGGCCCAAGGAAUCUUCCCUCACCUGCCGGAUGUGGCCGAUCGGGAGAAUAUUAAGGCAGAAUACAUGAAGACAAAACCGGCAUGAAACGCGUCGCUCCGGCGCUACACGUCAUUGUAGCAAAUAAAUAAAAACAAUCACGUAGAGUUAAUCAACCGACAAAGCCAAGGAUU
Messenger RNA from Anopheles coustani, 381 nucleotides. Its product is annotated as coiled-coil-helix-coiled-coil-helix domain-containing protein 7. The coding region runs from base 44 to 295 and encodes 83 amino acids. Lineage: Eukaryota; Metazoa; Arthropoda; Insecta; Diptera; Culicidae. The transcript is spliced from 3 exons. The record is from RefSeq and is a predicted model, not a curated record.